Messenger RNA from Ogataea philodendri, 3099 nucleotides. RefSeq lists its product as uncharacterized. The coding region runs from base 1 to 3099 and encodes 1032 amino acids. Gene Ontology annotation, cellular component: nuclear envelope; cytosol. Gene Ontology annotation, biological process: protein import into nucleus. The record is from RefSeq and is a predicted model, not a curated record. The transcript has a single exon. Gene Ontology annotation, molecular function: small GTPase binding. NCBI's taxonomy places the organism in Eukaryota, Fungi, Ascomycota, Pichiomycetes, Pichiales, Pichiaceae.
AUGGAAUCGCAGGUGGUGCAAUUGAUCUCGUACCAGACGAGUUCCGAUAAUUACACGAGAACGCGGGCUGAACAGGAGUUUGACCAGCUGUCGCGGUCCGAUCCGUCCCAGACUCUAUACACUCUUGUUGUUGUUGGCACGUCUGACCAGGUGGACUUUGGCGUUCGCCAGGCCGCAUUGCUGCACAUCAAACGACUUGUUCCCAAGUUCUGGUCGCCCGCGUUCGACUCGUACGAAGGUCCGUCCACCGUCCAGACAGAAGCCAAACAGUUCAUCAGAGACGGUCUCUUGAAACUGGUGGGCGAUCCAGACUCCAAGAUCAGAAAUUCGGCCAGCUACGCGAUCACACAGAUCGCCGCCGUGGACUACCCGGACGAGUGGCCGUCGUUGCUGUCCAAUCUGUACGACAUGGUCACCGACACGAAGAGCACUCCGAGCCAGGUGUUGGGCUCCUUGGGCGUGUUGCAGGACCUGUUUGACGACUUGAUCCCGGAGGAACAGUUCUUUGAGGGUGGUGUUUCCAUGAGGAUCAUGCAGACCGCCGAGCUGAUUCUCAACUCCGACUCGUCCACCCACCAGAUCAAGGCACAGACUCUCAAACUACUGAAAACGGUCAUUGAGAUCCUCAACACGGCAGAGAUCUCGGGCAAUCAGGCCCGCGCCCAGUUCGUCGACCAGGUUGUUCCGCACGUGCUGGACCUGCUGGCCAACAUCGCCGCUGGCUUUGUCCACGACAAGUCGUCGCUCGACUCGCUUUUUGUGGCUGGACUGAAAAACGAGCUGUACGGGUGUCUGACCUCGCUGGUCACCUCGUUCCCGCGGGUUGCCGAGUCCAUCAACGGCCGCCUUCUCGAGACAGUUUUGGAGGAGAUCAACAACAUGGCUUCCGUGUACGUGCCGUUUCUCACGGUGGAGGACAUGGACGCGGCCAUCAACUCUGCGUUCCGGGACUCCAAAGAGUUUCAGGCCAGCCAGACCGAGCGGAUCGAGUCGUCCAAGAGUCUUGUUACGCUGAUCGCCUCGGAAAUCGAGUUCUUGCAGUCGUUGCUCGACCUGUCGAACGACGUCGUUCCAGGCCCCGUGCUGCAGAAACUGUGUGCUUUGCUGGUCCAACUGAGCGGAUUGCCGGUGGAAGCACAGUCCGGUUUCGAGGACGAUUUCAACGAGUUUGUGAGCGUCGAGACAGAACUCUCGAUCGAGACCGGAACGGCCGUCAGAGACGCCGCCAAAGAUCUGCUGGAGAGCGUCACUGCGUCGACCAACCAGUCCAUGAUCAACCAGCUCGUCCAGACGUUUACUACCCAAGUCCACGAGGGUGCCGACUGGAGACUGCUCGAAAGCACUGCGUACCUAUUGAUGUGUCUGUUCUCCAACGAUACCGGCUCGGAAGACGCAAACGUGCCGUUCAAGCUGCAGGAUCUGCUGGAGUUUGUGAUCAACCUAAUUCCAGCACACAUUGGUGAUUCACAGCUGUUUGUGUCGCGACUCGUUUUGCUGGUUCCCAAGUACAUCUUGCGGUACGAGUCGCAGCUCGAGACGUUCAGCGUGUCGUCAUUGGAACAGAUCCUCGCUGUGGUGCACAAACUGGACCACGGCUUUGAGAUCGUCAAGGCUGCCAGUCUGAUUUCGUUCCAGUACUUUAACCAUUUUGUGCGGUCGUCGCAGUUCUCCGAACAAACACAGUCGCAAUUGCUGGAUCUGGUCAACCAGAUCAUGAACGACGCCACAGAGGACGCCAACAUCAUGAUCCUCGAGUCGUUGACCAUCAUCAUUAAUAUCAACAACACCGCUCUCGUGCAGAACGAGGCUAUCUUCAACCUGUGUCUUACCAUUGGGUUCAGAGACUGCUCCAACUACUCGCUCACGGCGUCAACGCUGGAGUGUAUCGAAGACCUGCUCAAGGACAUUCCACAGGAAAACUACCUCAACCUGUGCUACAAGGGCCUCGAGCCAUUACUCAAGAUUAUCGCCGACUCCAAGGGCCAGUACUCGCCUGAGCUCGACCUUUCAUUGCAGGUGCUCACGGUGUUCAUCAAGGGCCCCAACCAGGACUCCCAGAUUCCCCAGGACGUGUUCCAGUUCCUAUUCCCCGAGAUCUGCAACCUCAUUCUCAGCUGCGACGAUGACGAGACUCUGCAGUCGUCGUCCGAGGUGUUCAACGGUCUGCUGGCCAAAUCGUCCCAGUUCAUCAUGUCGUACCGCGACCCGGCCUCCGGCACCUCGGGGGACGAGCUCGUGCUCAAGAUCCUAUCCAAGUUUCUUUCGCCGUCCAUGAGCGACCGGGCAAUUGUCCGCCUCGGCGACCUGGUGGUGCUGCUGAUCCAGAACUUCAGCUCAGAGGCGUCUGUGUGGCAGUACUUUGAGGACAUUCUAAAAGCCGUCACUCUGAGACUCAUCUCUGCCAAAGAAAUGAUCACCAUCGAGAACCUCGUGCUCAUUUUCAACACGCUCACGGUGCAACAGCCGCAACAGACAAUCGACUUCCUCGCAAAUUUCUCUGUGGACAACCGUCCAGCACUCGAAAAAGUGAUCCCCGUGUGGUUGCAGUCGUUUGAGGUGAUGCGUGGCUACGAUAAAAUCCUGUCCAAUAUUAAGGCCUUUAUUGAAAUCUACAAGCUGAACGACCAGCGACUCAAGUCGUUUGCGGUCAACGGCGACGUGAUCCCUAACCAGAUCCCGGACGACGUGAUUGUCACGCGGUCCAUGUCCAAGAAAAUGCCCAUCAAGUACGAGCAGAUCGGCGCGGACGUCAAAAUCAUCAAACUUCUGCUCAGCGAGUUCAAGUUCCAGGAAAAAUCUGCCCAGAGAGCACAGCACGCACAACAGGUCCAGAAACCAGACAGCGACGAUGACGACGAUGGCUGGGAAGACCUCGACGAGGUCGGGGUGCCCACGUUCGAACAGCUGCGUCAGUACGCCGAAGAAGACGAGCAAACAGGCCGUUCCGUCGCAGACAACAACGGCGACGAUAUCCGCCAGUUGCUCGGCUCCUUCUUCAAAGAAUGUACAGCCAGAAACACCUCUGGGUUCCACGAGAUCUACUCGUUGCUCAGCGAAGAGGACAAGCGGUUCCUGACCGAAUACGUUGCAUUCACAUAG